Messenger RNA from Acanthopagrus latus (yellowfin seabream), 2158 nucleotides. It is a transcript of the gene nr5a5, whose product is annotated as nuclear receptor subfamily 5, group A, member 5. Gene Ontology annotation, cellular component: RNA polymerase II transcription regulator complex. NCBI's taxonomy places the organism in Eukaryota, Metazoa, Chordata, Actinopteri, Spariformes, Sparidae. Bases 167 to 1789 code for a protein of 540 amino acids. Gene Ontology annotation, molecular function: nuclear receptor activity; RNA polymerase II cis-regulatory region sequence-specific DNA binding; zinc ion binding. Gene Ontology annotation, biological process: regulation of transcription by RNA polymerase II; hormone-mediated signaling pathway; tissue development. The record is from RefSeq and is a predicted model, not a curated record. The transcript is spliced from 7 exons.
UCGAAGUCCACCUGCGGGCCUCGAACAACCAUCAGUCCACCGGGGCUGUUGGGCCUUCCUGCCGGCCUUUCUGUGACUCUCCUGCUGCGUCUGUCUGCUGUCCUGGUCUUUGCAACAAUGAAGAUCCUGCUGGACUGAAUGUGAAGCUCACGUCUCAUCAGCCAGAAUGGACUUACCUGGUUAUCACCCACAGCAGCCCCAGCCUCUUGUCCACCAUCCUGGAAACUUCCCAGAGGAUCUGUUGACUUUGGAAGGAUCAUCAACAUCUCAGGAGUUAAAGACGGAUCCAGACAGCAGACCAGAGUCAGAGGAGAGUUGUCCUGUCUGUGGAGACAAAGUGUCAGGAUACCACUAUGGACUGCUCACCUGUGAAAGCUGCAAGGGCUUCUUUAAACGCUCCGUUCAGAAUAACAAGCAUUACACCUGUGCGGAACAACAGAGCUGCCCCAUGAACCUUUCACAGAGGAAACGCUGUCCGUACUGCCGCUUCCAAAAGUGUUUGGCUGUAGGCAUGAAGAGAGAAGCAGUGAGAGCAGAUCGUAUGAGAGGUGGCAGGAAUAAAUUCGGCCCUCUGUACCGGCGGGACAGGCAGAUGAAACAGCAAAAAAUUACCCACCAGCCAAACACUGCUCCCUGCAGGAUUAAGAUGGAAACUACACAAACACACUGGCCCACAGCUCCAAAUGACCUUCACCUACUGAGCAGUCACACAAGUGCCUCAUUGUCCUCUGAUGCUUUCCAUCAGCCCCACAUGUAUCCCUCUGGAAUUGGACAGGCAGGUGCGUCCAUGCCUCUGGACUGCACUGUGAACGCAGACAGGAUGCUCACUCCUCCAUCCCUGUCCUACCCUGGACUGUACCACCGCACCUUCCCUGGAUACUUACAGGACAAAGGAGAAAUGGCUUGCAGCUACAGCCCCAUUCCUUCAAACUACCCGCUCUACCCAACUCCGAACAAUUCAUUUCAUUCACCAAGAAGCACACCAGCAUCAUCCCCCUGCUCAACACCAAGCUCCUCUGCCCCUCUCUCCCAGGCUCCCAGCACAACCUCAGAACCCCUGUCAUCGCCCAACUUCCUAAGUCAGCUCCUGGAGGGGGAGCAGGACGAGAGCCAGCUGUGUGCAAAGGUCGUCGCCAGCCUGCAGAGAGAGCAGGCCAGCCGCGGUAAACACGACCGCCUAAAUACAUUCAGCAUCAUGUGCAAAAUGGCUGACCAGACUCUGUUUGGCCUUGUGGAGUGUGCCAGGAACAGUGUGCUUUUCAAGGAGCUUAAGGUGGAGGACCAGAUGGUGCUGCUGCAGAGCUGCUGGAGCGAGCUUCUGGUCCUGGAUCACCUCUGUAGACAGGUGACCUAUGGCAAAGAAGGCUGCAUAUAUCUGGUCACUGGACAACAGAUUGAGGUGUCAACCGUCAUCUCUCAGGCAGGACAGACACUGAGUGGCCUCGUCUCAAGGACCCAGGACCUGGUGUCCAAACUGAAGACGCUCCAGUUGGACAGACACGAGUUUGUCUGUCUCAAAUACUUGGUGCUAUUCAACCCCGAUGUGAAGUCAGUGCAGGGCCGCAGGCAGGUGGAGCAGACUCAAGAGAGGGUGAACAGGGCCCUGAUGGAGCACACCCAACAGAGUCAUCCAGGACACUCAGACAAGUUUGGCCAGCUGUUGCUCCGGCUGCCAGAAGUGCGCAGCAUUAGCUUGCAGGUUGAGGAGUAUUUGUACCAGCGCCAUCUUCAAGGAGAUUUACCCUGCAACUCUUUACUCACUGAGAUGCUGCACACCAAGCACAGCUGAGAAGAACCCAUCGUAUCACGAGAGUGGCUACUGUGAAUUUCUGUCCCUCCAUUUUGGCCCUAAUUGUACUAUCUUCUUCUGCUGAUUGUUGCAAAUAGUAAACAGGCGCACUAUCAUGUGAGGGAGAAAAUGUCAUCUAGGAAUCUAAAUGAAGGGGAACAUUUACUAAACCUACGUCAUGCUUCGCCCAAGUUCACAUUAUUAACAGUAUUACCGCCUCCAAGCAGCUCAGCAAAUGUUUUUGGUUUUUUUUCUGCCAGUAUUGAGAUCCAAGUACUACCAUGAUGUUUUUUUAGUCAAACAGAAAUAGAUUAACUGUGUAAAGGAAGAAAGAAAAAUGCAUCAUUGAAUAAUAAAACUUUUUUGAUA